This is a messenger RNA of Nezara viridula (southern green stink bug), 607 nucleotides long. NCBI's taxonomy places the organism in Eukaryota, Metazoa, Arthropoda, Insecta, Hemiptera, Pentatomidae. The record is from the annotation of a GenBank genome assembly.
GUGGACUUACGAUAGCUUUGUACUUGAUGACUAUUUGGGCAUUCGCGACAAAUAUAAGUUAUUGCUUGAUAUAUUUGAGAAAUCGCCUGAUUUGAUGAAUGGAUAUUUGCCAUUCUUUAAGUAUGAACUGCAAAUAAACGAUAAAGGAGUACGUUAUAAGGCAGUAUCGAUGUUUGGAAAACUGUUCAGUAUGGGCCCAAUCAACUUGGCCGUAAGAGAACCAGAAAUAUGGAAACUUUACUUGCAGAGAUUUUAUGAUCGACAUGCGAGGGUGAGAAAGGUGUGUGUACAGAGCAGUGGAGGAAUUGUGGCUCAGUGGCCUCAACUCUUCGAUGACCUGAUGGCUCACAUCGCCGAAAUUCAGGGUGACACCAGUUCAAUAAUCAGAUUCGAGCCUUCAGACUUCAGCCUUGUAGACAACAAUGGUUGUGGAAGAACCUCUUUCCUUGAUGACGGUGUUCUACUAUCUUUGGUCGAAGAAAAUCGCAGAAAAACUGUUCGAGAACUGGCAGAGAAACUCACAAUUAGCAAAUUGGCCAUCACUGACCACCUCAACGUAAGUGGUAAGGUAAAAAAAACCUUGAAACUUGGAUUACUCAUGCAUUAA